AUGUUAGCUGACAAAACCAGUGCCUAUGUAAAUAAAAGUUCUGUAUAACCUAAAUAAACAAGAAAAAGAGUGGUUAUAGGUUGUUAUCAUUCUAGCAACUUGAUAUUCAAUAUGUGGCAUAAACCUUCGAAAAGACUCAAUCUAUUAAUAAUCUUUAAGAUAUAUUAAUAGAUAAUAAAUCUACAGAUUUAAGAAAUUCAAAUACAACAGAGGAAAGUGAAAUUGAGAAAUUAUCUCAGGCUUAUGUAGACAAAUAUUAUUAUGAAUUGAAAUUUGAACAAUAUUAAAAUUUACUUACAUAACAAUAAGGCACAAUCACUAAAUUACUAAAUGAAAAAUAGGAUUUGCUUAGCAGACUUGAAUGUGCUAAAAGUAAUGAAAAAGAAAUUAGUCUGUUAUAAUAAUUAGAAGUCAAAUUUAUUGAAAAUCAAUAAGAAACACAAUAGUUACAAAUGGAAUGCUAAUAAUACAUAUAUUAAAUUGAAUAACUUCUUGCUGCUAAUAAUGAGUUACAAUAAUCAUUUGAAUCCUUAAAUAACUAAUUUGUUGAAUACAAAGAUAAAUAAGAUAAAUAUUCAAUAAAAUAACAAGUAUUAAUAUCCAAAUUAACUGAUGAUAUCGGAAGUCAAAAAUACUUACAAGAUGUAUGUUCCCAAAUGUAAAUUAUUAGAUUAUAAAAUAAUCAACUUUCUGAAUAAUUAUCUUCUUAGGAACAUAAUUUCUAAAUCAAAUUGUAGGAAAUUUAAGAAAAACAUUUAAUUCAAAAUAAUGAAUUGUAAUAAAACUGCAAAUCUCAUAUUGAGUAAAAAGAAGAAUAAUUGCAUUUAUUAAGAAUGGAACUUGAAAAAAAAAAAUCAGAAAUUCAAAAACUAUAGAAUGAAAGCAUUUCAUUAUAAAAUUAUAUUUAAUAAUUAACAUAGAAGUAUCAAAUUAAUUUAUUUUAGUUACAAAGAUGAUAUUCGCGCUUAAGCCUCACUACUUUCAGAAUAGGUGGAAGAAUAUAAGAUAGUUAUAUAAAAUUUAGAUAAUCAAUUAUAUCAUAUGAACUUAGAAAUAAAACAAGGAGAUCGAUCUUCUUCAAAGGAUAGCAUUAUAAAUACAAGAUUGUUAUCUAAUUAUAUUAGCAAAUAUAAAUAUUGA
Molecule: messenger RNA, 1140 nt
Organism: Paramecium pentaurelia
Lineage: Eukaryota; Ciliophora; Oligohymenophorea; Peniculida; Parameciidae
Source: the annotation of a GenBank genome assembly